Molecule: messenger RNA, 4613 nt
Organism: Patella vulgata (common limpet)
Lineage: Eukaryota; Metazoa; Mollusca; Gastropoda; Patellidae
Product: transient receptor potential cation channel subfamily M member 2
Exons: 26
Coding region: 161-3538 (1125 amino acids)
Biological process (GO): calcium ion transmembrane transport
Cellular component (GO): membrane
Molecular function (GO): ligand-gated calcium channel activity
Source: RefSeq, a predicted model, not a curated record
UAAACGGUGAUUAACUUUUACACUAGGAGCGGUCGUGCAGGAUGUAACACAACUAACCGUGUGCUUAAUGGACAAAAUCAAAAGUUGAAUUAUUGACAACAGAAGAGAAUCAUAACAGAAAUAAGAAAAAUCAUGUAAGAGACUCAGAACACAAGAGGAUAUGAGUAGUGAAUCUGAAUCUGGUGCUGCCGUGGAAUUAAAGACAGUUGGUGAUAAAGAGAUUCCUAGUGAUGGUUCACAUGAGAUGUCAACCAACAAAGCUGUGGAUGAUACUCCACGUCUUGAUUACUAUGAAGAACAGGAAGAAGAAGACGAAGUUCGCUGGAUAAAGUCACAUGUACAGAAAAAAUGCCAAUACCAUAAAUAUCUUGAACCUCUACACACACGAAGUAGACUUGAUGAUAAGGUGGUUGGUUUAAACCCCGUGUGUACUUGUGGUAAUCUCAGAAGUCAACAUGAAUCCACUGAUGUUUUUGGUGAAUUUGAAUUUGAUAACGAUGAUAAUCAACUUGCAAGGUUCAUGAAAACUGAUGAUGUCCAGUUACUCCCACAACUACUGACUAGAAGUCAACGAAGAUGGAACAACCCAAGAAAACUGAUUUCUAUCGUAGGAGGAAAUCACAACAUCCUAAUGUCGAAACAGUCAAAGGAAAUAUUACGUCACGGUUUUACAGAUAUUGCAGAGAAAUAUGAACGAAAUAUCUGUUUUGUAACGAAUGGCGUGAACACCACAAUCAACAGACUUGUUGGUAAAUCAUGUAAGAAGAUGAAUUUAUUAACCGGAUCUAACGGAUAUAUUAAAUUGACACCUGUUAUAGGAGUUGUACCUUGGAGUAACAUUCCCAAUAAAGACCAGUUAAUAGAUAGACAGGGUAAAUGGCAGUUUAAGUACAGUCAAAUAUAUGAUAAAAAUAGCGUGAAUUUAGAAACAAAUCAUACAGAUUUCUUCUUUGUGGAUGAUAAUGACGAAUACCGAAUGGCAUUAGAGAGACAAUAUUCAAUAGGUAUUUUAUUGGUAAUACGGGGCGGAACAGAAGCCUUCCCGUUUAUUGAAGAAACAAUUAGAAAUGGUUUGAGAAUAGUUUUUAUAAAGGGGUUUGGUGGUGUAGCUGAUAUCGUGGCUCAAGUUUUACCGUUAACCAAAGAUGAGGAGAGACACAGCCUAUUAAAAAUACUGAUCGAACGCGGCACAUGUCUGGGGGUCAGUUACUGUGGUGAAGAACUGCAACAAAUCAUGGAUGCCGUAGAAAACAUUGUCCAUCACAAGAAAUCCGUAGCCGUUUAUGAUCUCAGUUCAGACAGAUCACAAGAUUUUGGACGGUUUCUUUUGUAUCAGAUUGAAGAAUCCCGUUAUGCUCCUGGAAUAGCCAAGCACGAAUCUCCGAUCGGCGGUGACUUGAUGAUUAUAGAGGAAAUGAGAGAUGCAAUUGUCGGUGGUAAUAACAGUGUAGCUAUAGAAUUACUGGAGAGUGGAAGAUAUGAUGUUAAUUAUUUACAGGGUAAAGAUAGUAACUUCGGACGGAGAAUGACCAAGUUGUUAUGUAGCAACAAUUAUGAGUGUCUUGAUGCAUUUUUUAACAAUGGUUUAAAGGGUGGCCAGUUUUUAAGUCUCCGAGUAUUAGAAGACUGUUAUAAAGCUGAAGGUGUAGAUGUUCACACGCUGGAGGAUACCUGGAAAGAAUUCAUCGAUAGUUUAAAAGAUUUGGGAUACAGAUGGCCGUUUGAUCUAGGUAGACCAGUUGAUGAUAAAAUAAUAGACCUGGAACAUCUGUUUGUGUGGAGUGUAGUGUUUAGACGACACGAAAUAGCAAAGUUAAUCUGGGCAGAAUUAGACGAACCUGUUGCCGCAGCUUUAGCGGUAAAUAAAAUACAACAACUUAUAAUCAGCACCAAGAGGAUUAAAGAUACGGAAGUUUUAAGUAAAUACGAACAGUACUCAAAUGAUUUUACAGAUUUGGGUAUUGAAGUUAUUGAUGCAUGUUACGAGAAUAAGAUAGCUAAAUAUAACUUACGUCGGAAAUUAAGAAAUUGGACGGAUCAAUCUUGUUUAAUCAUGGCUUCAGAAACUGACAAUAAAAGAUUUAUAUCUCGAAUAGCCUGUCAAGAAUACAUCCGAUCUAUUUGGUGGCGGAAUGACGAUCUUCGAUACUCGAAAUAUUCUUUUUCUCGGUAUAUACUGUAUUGGCUUUCACGAUGUUGUUCCCAGGAAAUGAGAGAGAGGGCUAAGCAACUGAGUACAUCACCAGUGGUGAAAUUCUCGUUUAAUGCGUUAUCGUAUGUGAUAUUUCUUAUUCUAUACAGCUAUCACAUGCUAACCAACUUCAAUAGUCAGUUCACAAUUAUUGAAGGAGUUCUAUGUUUCUGGGUUUUUACGUUGAUUUGUGAAGAAGCUCGACAGUUUGUAACCAGUGACUCAGUAUCUCUGAAGUCUAAGCUAAAGGUGUAUAUAACUGAUUCGUUGAAUGUUUUAGACUUAGUGACCAUUGUGUUAUUUAUACUGGGUAUUAUAUUACGGUUUAUACCGAACAGUGACUGUUUCGAAGCAUCUAGAGUCAUUUUCUGUCUCAAUCUCGUAUCGUUUUAUAUCAGGUUACUGCGAACAUUUGUACCGUACAAACAGAUCGGACCUAAACUUGUGAUGAUUAAUAAAAUGAUUUGGCAGGAUUUAACACCUUUUAUGAUCAUCCUACUGGUCUUUCUGGUAGCUUACUCUGUAGCGUCGGAAGCAUUGUUAUACCCAAAUACAGAAAUAUCUUGGAAACUGGUUUACUACCUACCGAGAAAAGCCUACUGGCAGAUAUACGGUGAACUAUUUUUGGAUAAUAUUGAAGGCGAUCCUGAUUGUAUACAGGAUGCUAAUUUAAAUAGUGAUUAUAGCAAACAAAGAUGUCCGACUGAAGUAGGAAAAUAUGCAGGCCCUGUUUUUCUUGGAAUUUAUGUUCUUUUUACAAAUGUGUUGUUGUUGAACUUAUUGAUCGCCAUGUUCAGUAAUACAUUUGCAAGAAUCCAAGAACAAUCGAAUCUGUACUGGUGUUCUAAUUAUUUUCACCUUGUUCGUGAAUAUGAUGGUCGUCCCGUUCUUCCUCCACCGUUGAUCAUCAUUGAACAUAUCUACAGGAUAUUAAAAUCUAUAAAAUGUCGAUGUUCGCGAUGUAAACAAGUUCAAUCGCAUUCAGAUGCUAACGUCACCGAUACAAAAUUUAAAAUGACUCUGGGCUAUAAAAUAGAUAAUUACUGUGGUCGUUUUGAAAGGAUGGCAGCGAAAUUGUGUUUACAAAAGAGAAGAGAAGUAUCUGUCGAUAGUUCCAAAUAUGUACGACAGUGGUUAGAAUCAAAUCAGUCAGAGUUAAAGGAAGCUUUGAACAGAGAGAAGACGAUAAGUGAAAGUCCUGACCAGGAAAGAUCAAGACGAGAUAUCAAUGAGGAUAAUCUGACAGCCUUGAGACAAGAGAUUGAUGCCAACCAGAAGAAAAUAGAAGUCCAGAUGAAAGAGAUCUUAAAUUAUAUAUCCAGUGUAUCAGACAAAAACAUCAACUAGAGUACCAAUCUGUUUCACAGAGGAUUACGAAAGUCUUCUAAUAUCUCUGUAAAGCUUUCAUUUGUAUGCCGAAGAUACUCAAUGAUAUAUUUCAUUUACACCUAAAUUGUCCAUCUUCUUUCAAUUUGUCAAAAUUGCAACUUGAGAACUGUAUUAGUGAAAUUAGAAAAUGGAUGUCAAAAUACUUUCUAAAAUUGAAUGAUGAUUAAAACUGAAUAUUAGUUAUUAGGCUCAAGGCAUCAAUUAAGUAAAUUUGCACAUGAUAACCACCCUGUUGUAAUUGACGUGGCAAGGAGUAGGGUCGCCUGUCCAACCUCGUGGGUUUUCUCCGGGUCCUCCGGUUUCCUCCCACUGCUAAAGACCCCUACGCGCAAGCGAAUUAUUGAAAUAAAAUUAAACCAUGUGUUAGUCCCGAAAUGACCUAGUUUGUGUCGAGUGGACGUUAAACCCCAUCUCUCUCUCUCUCUCUCUCUCUCUCUCUCUCUCUAUCUCUCUCUCUGUGUUGUAAUUGGUAAUUGUGAUAUAUUUUCAUCUUAUUCUGCUCGUAAUAUUGGUGCAAUCUUUGAUAGUUUUAUGCUUAUGGGAGCUCAAGUAAAUAAUAUUUGUAAAUUGUGCUAUUUUAAUUAUUUUAUAUAGGUAAAAUACGUAAAUUUGUAAUUGUAGAGGCCAUUCUUAAAAGUCACUUGUUAAUUAUCUGGUCACUUCUCGGUUAGAUAACUUUAAUUGGGUUACCUUUAAAGCUUAUAGAUAAAUUACAAAAAGUACAGAAUACUGCGGCUAGAGGUGUUACUUUAACUAAGAAAUGUGACCACAUAACUCCGGUUUUAUAUACUUUACACAGGUUACCUCUUAAAUAUCGUAUUGAUUUUAAGAUUUUAUUACAUACUUUUGAAUGUUUAAAUAAUUUAGCUCCUGUACGGACUAUUUCUGUUGUCUCGUGUUCUCUUAUCUAAUGACAUUCAAUUACUUUAUUGAAUUGUCAGGUGUCCUCUUACAGUCCCAUAUAACAACUUUUGGUCUUCGAAGGAAUUAUUAGUGAGCAGAAAUUCGGUCGUGUAUCUGUUAUCACUCGUCA